AUGGGUCUGUUAAAUGUGAUACCUCGAAACAUAGAUGGAUGUUAUCAGCAAGCUGAAAGCAGAACAGACCAGGUCGGCCACAGUGUUUGCCUUCGGAGGGCGUACAGUCUUGUGGGUAUAAAAGUUAUUUUGCAGAACCUUCUUAUAUGCGUCAUCCUCUUCUACACUGUGUACUAUGCAGUUCUGGGCAUGGGUUGCAUGAUUUUCCGGGUAUAUGAGUUGGAUGUCGUGGCAUCAUUUGAUUUCAAAACAAAUCCUUCAUGGCUCAACUAAAAUUAUAAAGUUCUUUUAGUUUCAACAGAGGGCACCUACUUUGUUUGUGGAUUGCUUUUUGUUUUGGUUGUGGAAGAAUGGGUUUGGGAUUAUGCAAUUUUAGUAACUAUUCUCCAUGUUGCUAUCACUUCAACUGUUAUGUUGAAAUUCCCCUUAAUAUCUCAUUGGUGGGCUGCUUUAGGUUCCACUACACUGAAACUUCUCCACCACAUCUUCAAGGUUAGCUCCACAGUGUCGAAGCCAGAUUUUCAAGGUGUCAAUUGGUCUUGGGCAGCAUUUAAUAUUGUUGAUCCCUCUCUGCUUCUUGAAAAAGUGACAUCUCAUGACUGUCAUGGCAUUGCUGUCCCUUUUUUCCCCCUCUAA
Pteropus alecto (black flying fox) is the source of this 636-nucleotide messenger RNA. It is a transcript of the gene TMEM244, whose product is annotated as transmembrane protein 244. NCBI's taxonomy places the organism in Eukaryota, Metazoa, Chordata, Mammalia, Chiroptera, Pteropodidae. The transcript is spliced from 7 exons. The record is from RefSeq and is a predicted model, not a curated record.